Messenger RNA from Prunus dulcis (almond), 779 nucleotides. Its product is annotated as acyl carrier protein 3, mitochondrial. The coding region runs from base 186 to 569 and encodes 127 amino acids. Gene Ontology annotation, biological process: fatty acid biosynthetic process. Gene Ontology annotation, molecular function: acyl binding; acyl carrier activity. Lineage: Eukaryota; Viridiplantae; Streptophyta; Magnoliopsida; Rosales; Rosaceae. The transcript is spliced from 3 exons. Gene Ontology annotation, cellular component: mitochondrion. The record is from RefSeq and is a predicted model, not a curated record.
CAAUUGUUAAUAUGAGUAUAAUAAUACUGUCACAUGAACUUUUUCACUUAAUGGCCUAAGCUUUUGGUUUCGCAUUCAUUUGUUACUUACAUGCUUUACUUAGCUACUUGUGGCGACUAACGGCGGAACCCUUUCUGCUUCCACCUUUUCCUCUUUACCUUAGUAGUCUCUUUGAACUUCUCAACAUGCAAAGCAUUAGAAAUUCCAUCUUGUGGCAUGUGAGGGUAGGGAGUUCAGCCGAAAAAUGGUUGCUUACUGAAAGAGGAAAUGUGCUGAAAUCUCUGAGCCGCCACAUGUGUGCCGCAACAGGUACUACCAGCACUGAUCAGAUAAUGGACCGAGUGAUUGGACUCGUGAAGAAAUUUGAUAAAAUUGAUGCAUCUAAGGUUACUGAAACAGCUGAUUUCCAGAAGGACUUAAGCCUGGAUAGUUUGGACAGGGUGGAGCUUGUUAUGGCCUUUGAGGAAGAAUUCUCCAUUGAAAUCCCUGAAGAGAAAGCAGAUAAGCUGACCUGCUGCGCUGAUGUUGCCAGAUACAUAGUUUCUGGAGCCGAGCAGAAGAGUGUUUAAGUCCUGCGUAAUUCCCGUAAGAUGAUUUCUGAAGACAAAUUGUGUUUUAGAAUUUUUCACUCAUGUUAUGAAUGAAUUAAUUAGUCAUUUCAUACAAUAUAAAAUGUUGGUGACCUUGAGACUGAUUGAGAGCACCUCUCAUUUUGCAAAACUUACAGUCAUGAUAUUCAUCUCUUGAAGUUGGCGUAUAUAACAAAAUAUGAUUUCUUU